Messenger RNA from Bactrocera latifrons, 10165 nucleotides. RefSeq names its product putative transcription factor capicua (gene cic). Lineage: Eukaryota; Metazoa; Arthropoda; Insecta; Diptera; Tephritidae. The coding region runs from base 1451 to 8701 and encodes 2416 amino acids. The transcript is spliced from 23 exons. Gene Ontology annotation, biological process: regulation of transcription by RNA polymerase II. Gene Ontology annotation, molecular function: RNA polymerase II transcription regulatory region sequence-specific DNA binding; DNA-binding transcription factor activity, RNA polymerase II-specific. The record is from RefSeq and is a predicted model, not a curated record. Gene Ontology annotation, cellular component: nucleus.
UUAAAAGACGGAYGGAAGUUUUCUGAUUGUCGCGUUCAUCGACAUUUUCUUAAAGGAAAAUUGAAGGAUAAAUUCUUUUUUUCUUCCUUUUCUUAUAAUUUCAUAUUUGUAAAGCAAACGAUGGCUUUCUGAAUCCAAGUGCGUGAAAUACGAAAUUAUUGCUAUUGUGUUGAAUUGUGAAAAAAAAACAAAUCUUAAAAUAUUCAAAAAAAUGUAAUGAAAAAUCUGGUUGAAGUUUUUUUUUUUUUUUCUGAUAUCACAGAAAGAGUGAAAAGAAGAGGGGACAAAAGCAAAUAGGUAAAAAUGACGGUUUCAAUGAGUGAGUGAACAAAAGAGAGCGUGAAUAUGUGAACGUAAAUAAGAAGCUGAGAAAAAAUCGAAUUCCAUUGUAGUUUCAACAAAUUAAAAUUCGAAUUAGAAAUGUGGAUGGUAAUGCUACAUGUAUUCCACAAAAGCUGAUUGGAAAAGAAUAACCGCAUAUUAGAAAAAAAACAAUUAAAUAGAAAAAGUGUUGAUUUGAAUAACAAGAACGCUGAAUUGUGAAUCUUAUCAUAUCUUGUACAGCACAUAAUGUUAACGAAAACAAAUUCUGYAAUAUAAUCGUGCUUAAUAUUAUUAAUAUACAACAAGUAAUUAAUAAAAGAUAUUAGUGAAAUAAGAUAAUUGGACUGUGAAUAAAAAUGCUGGUUUUUAUAAUAUAAUGACUAUGUUUGAAAAAACUACGGAACCUGCCGAUAAAAACAAAAUGGAAUAUGCAACCAUGAAAGACAAAUUCUUAGGACUUGUUAAGCAAUAAUGCGUUGUCAUCCUUUAAAAAGUAUAAAGUUUAAUAAAAAAGCCAGCCAUUAACAGCAUCAUCAUUACCAAUACCAAAAACAACAGCAACUACUCUCCCGGAAGUAUUGUGAUUUGCAGAAAACGAUUUCAACGUCCAACUGCGUCUUCAGUACCGAGUAGCCGAGAAGCUUUGCAUGUAAYACCAUGCCUUUGAAGGCAGGCAGGCGUUUAUUAUAACGAUUACUUCCGUUCUUUUGCUAAAAUUGCUGUUAGCAACCGUUUUUUCAUAAUUGAAUUUGUGAAUUAUUGAAAUCGAUUCUCAGCCUCGAUAGCUGAAGAGAUGGAAAUUACAAAGGAAAACUUACAAAACGAAAUACUCGCCACCACUGCAAAGUAUUUUUUCAACCCACCUACCUUAUGGAUCUCGAGCAAAUAGAAAUAUGCUCACAUAUGUAAAUACACAUAUAUAAUAUAUAGAUGAAAACUCUCACAUAUUUUGGACACUAACUAGUAAAUAACAGUGUUCAGACAGCAGCGAAAACGAAAUAAUUAGAGCAUUUAAGAUGCCAUUUUUUAAACUUGCAUAAGACUUCACCGCAAACAAAUUACAUUACGCUCUUGACAGCGCGGACUUUGCAAUGUUUACUUCGAUGUUUCGUGCAACAUCUGAAAAAUGGUCAAAGCGGUUUCAGCUCGAGCAACAGCAACCACGGCCGCUUUGUACGUAGCAAAACAGCAAUUGCAAUUACAACAAGAACAGCCGAACGGCAAAAAAUCCACGCAAAAUCAUCAAAAAGAACAGGCGACUUUUUUUCGCGCUGAACCCGAACAAAUUUUAAAACAACGUGGACAGCAGUUUACUCUUGACGCUGAGGAGGUGGACGAGGAGGAGGAGGAGCCGUGUGCGAAACGUAUCGCUGUUGCAUCGCUCAGCAAAAUGGUAAUACCAUCCUUGGCGGCAACAGCAACCACCAGCACAUCAUCAGCGUCCAUAUCCUCUUCUGUCGCAUCAGCAACAACGACGAACCAUGUUAAUACGUAUGCUGCUGAUCAGCAACAAAUACAACAACAAAGGCAACAACAAAAUGCUCUCUAUCAACAACAGAACCCGCCCGCUAGCCUCAAUAGCCAACAGUCGGCGCCGCGGCAGCAUCCGAAAAAGCGGAAAUUCGAUCCAGCCGAGCUGGACCGGCAACAGCAAACCUCACCACAACUACAGCACCACAGCGAUAGCGCAGCAGCAACGUCGUCGAUCACCACAACAACCACAUUAUGGCAUGAUAGCAAGCCAAUUUCGACGAAUAAAAACGUUAAUGUAAAUGCCGAGAACAGUAACGGUAUCUUAACUUCGGCGAGCUUGAAGAACGGCAACGGGGCAGCCACAACAASUGCAAUAUCAUCAGCAGCAACAGCAAAUAAUGUUGCUACAACAAGCUGUAAUAGCAAUCUUUCGUGGUCCGCCACAACAACAAGUGGUGCAAAUGAAGAUGCGACAAAGACGGAUAUUCUCCAUACAGCGAUACGUUCGACUGUUCAACAACAACAACAACAGCAUUCCCCAGCAACAUCGAUGAUUGUGAGUCCGGUGGCAACGGCGACACAUUCCACCAUAACAUUGCCGGCGGGAGUUGUAGUUGGCGCUGGCGCCAACGGUAACAGUGGAACUACAGUUGUAACGGCGGUUGGACGAGGCGGCACUUCCCUAGAAAGCCCCGAGAAACGCAUCAUCAUAACAAGCACACAGCCUUCAAGUAAUUAUAAGCUGCAAAAUGUGUUGAGUGUGACUCACAGCACCGGCAGUAAUCGCACUCUGAUUUCUACAAGCAAUACUACGUUGCAACAACAACAACGCCACACCUAUCAACAGCAUUUGCAACAACCACAGCCUGUGGUUACCAUGCAGCAAAGGCAACAGCAACAGCCGCCACUAGUUGCUAAUUUGGAUCUCAGCGAAUGGUCAAAUACGCGCGUAUUGGCCAAAUUAAAUAAUUUCUAUGCAUCGGGUAUUAUACGACACACAACAUCGUACAACGGCAGCUGUAGUGGUGCAGAUGCCAAUGGCAGACCACCUUCAGCUGCUACACCGAAUUCAAUUACAGUCGAAUUCGAUCCGCCGGAAAAUUGCACACAACCCUAUACGGACGUUUUGGGCAAUGGGCGUUUCAAUGUGAUAUUGGACGCUAGUCCACCAUUAGCCGAUAUUAAUGUGGACACUCGCGUUUGUGUGCGCAGUCAGAUAGAAGGUCGUUCCGGUUACGUUUUUGUGGAAGGCACUGUUACGGCCAUCAAUACAAACACAAAACAGUUCACCGUUCAAAUUCUGACGGAUUCGACACCAAUAUUCAAAACGGUUAAACGGGCAGAUUUGCGUCUGCUGCUACCGCCAUGGUGGGACGAAUUGCGUGAGCUUUCACCUUUUCCACAGCAACACCACACACAUGUUUUUGGCACUCAUAAGCCAAGCGGUGCACAUUCAACGCUGCUCACGUCUCCACAUCAACAACGCACUGCCAGCGGCAGCGGUACUUCAGGGUCAGCAACACACAAAACCAGUGCCGGUCACCAUCAUCCACAAUUGAGUUAUGCGGCUACACGUUAUGACAGCAAAGUUCCGGCACACCUUUCGGUAGCGGGUUCACAACAGCUGCCCGCACACAUGACGUCAUAUAGUGCCGCACAGCAGCAUCUGCAAAAGCAAGAAGAGUAUUAUCGGACGACUGCCACCUCACCCUUCCAAAAUGUGGGUGGCAGUGGGCAGUCAUUGAUUGUGAACGCCCACAAUGCGGGAGCGAUUGGCAAGAUAAAUGGCAACGGUAACAUGGCCACGACGUCGCUACCCGAAAUUGUUGUUUCGCAACAGCAAUUGCAGUUGGGUGGCGGCAGCAGCAGCAGCAACCAUCAGCUCUCACAAUCGCCAUCAGAUGAUCUACAGCGGCGUCAGUCACGGCAAUACGAUGAAUUCGAGUCGGAUGAUGAAUUAAAGGGUGUGCAAAUAGAUGGUUACACGCUUGGCGAUGGCGACCCCGAGAAGCUAUCGGCGGGCAGCAAGCGUAGCAGUGUACAGAGUCGCGGCAGCACAUCAAGCACCCCAAGCAGAUCUCAAGGAACUACACCGCAUCGUUUCAAUAAGGGUGAUAUUGUUCAGUCGGAAUCCGGUGUGCGUAAAAAAUACAAUGGCAAACAAUGGCGUCGCCUAUGCGGUAUGUGCUCCAAGGAAUCUCAGCGUCGUGGUUUGUGCUCGCGCCAUCUUAAUCAGAAAGGCAAUGCUUUUCGGCCUAAUGGUGCUAAUCGAUUUCCUCGUGAUAUGAAUAGCCGUUCAAGCAGUAAAACGCAAGUGGAUGAAGACACUUCGCGUGACUCAGAAACGUCACCCAACUACCGUGCGGCAGGCCGCUCUGACCAGGAGGAAACUGAUGUGGCUAAUAUUUUAGUGUCACUGAGCAGUUCUCGUUCGGCCACGCCAAGCUAUUCUUCGCCUGUCAACCACGGUACCUCACCGAUGAAUGUUACCAACUCGCCCGUGCCAGUCGUCUCCAAUCGCCAAAAUUUUUUCACGCCAAUAGGCGGUGGCCCCGUUGUGACAGCGGACGCACAAACAACUAAGUGGAAGCCCGCAGCUAGCCCCAUACAAUAUGGUACAGUGGGCUAUUCACAAGUUAUACGCCCGGAAACGGUGCGUGCGCAAGGCAACGCUACAGCACCACCGCCACAACAAUCGCCCGUCUCUAUGGUGAUACACAACCAGAACAGUGUUAAUGUAGCAGCUGCACAGCUGCCCGGAACCGCUGGCAAUAUACAUCAUUCCUCUCUGCACUCAGCGCAUCAACAGGUACCGCCACCACUAUCUCCAGCACAAUCUGCUGUCAUGCAGCAGCAGCAUCAUUUGCAGCAACCGCCACUUGCGCAUAGCCAUAUAUCCCUGUCGCCGGGUGGGCCGCCUCCACCGCAACCGAUCGUUAGCAGCGCAGUGAUUGCACCACCUCGGCCACCUGCUUCUGUGGUUACAAGCGUUGGUCACGCCACCACCAGCGUUAUACGGAUCUCACCUGCUGCCGCCGCCGCCGCUGCCGCAAAUAAUGGUUCCACACAUGGCAGCACAGUAGCUCCGUCAUUGCCGCAAUCCUUUCAUCCUGUCAUAGUCGAUCCCACGCAGCUGGUGCCUUUGCUCUCGCCGGCGAGUGGCAAUUCAUCGUUGCAGACAGGACAACCCACAUUGGUUUCGAUCAGUAGCAGUUUGGGUGUGGGUGGGAGCAAUAGUUCGCUCUUAGCCGCCGCACAUCAGCAUAAUUUGCAACAACAGACGGCAGCGCCACCGAUUUCAAAUGAAAAGACGAUUCCAAAAAACGGAUUUCCGCCGGGGUCGAUAUAUCAAUGGCAAACGCUGUUGCCCACCAUCAGCCAGUCCCCCGUUAAACCGACCAAUUUUACAAUAGCCGGCAUCAUACCGCCAACGGCGGAAACACCACCUCCACAACAACAACAGCAAACAACACAAGGAAUUAAUUUGAUAAAUCACCAUGGUGCGCACAACAAUCUCAGCAAUCAUAGUUUGAGCGUCGGUCAUAAAAUAACCGCCGAUUUAGAUUCACCCGAGAAACCGCUGAAUUUCUCAACAAGUGAUGCGGCCGCCGCCAAGAAUAAUGCUUUGAAUAAAAAUAAUGGAGCUGGCACAUCUAGUAGUAGCGGGGGCAACAGCAGCGUACCACAAGAAGAUAACGACGAUCAAUUAGACGAUGAUGUAUUCGAACCAAUGGCACCAGCACAACCCAAGCCGAAGCACGCGCGAUUCGCCAUCAACAGCAGCAGUGAUAGCUAUAGAUAUGGCAGUUCGUCAAAGAAUAAAUAUGGCAAUGAGGGUAUGGGAGAGGCGAAGACAUCAACAGCAUCGGGUAAUAGCAGUUCGGCGGCCAAGCGACGUUCACAAUCGCUCAGCGCUUUACAACAACAGCAACAACAGGCAAAAUCAACUGCCGGAGGAGGAACUUGUGCCAUUGACAAGGAACCCUCCAGUCCAGAACCGGACAAAAUCCGUCGUCCUAUGAACGCUUUUAUGAUUUUCUCUAAAAAACAUCGUAAACUAGUUCACAAAAAGCAUCCGAACCAAGACAAUCGUACUGUUAGCAAAAUUCUAGGCGAAUGGUGGUACGCUUUGAAACCGGAGCAGAAAGCUAAAUAUCAUGAAUUGGCCAGUUCGGUGAAGGACGCCCAUUUCAAGAUGCAUCCACAUUGGAAAUGGUGUUCGAAAGACCGUCGUAAGUCCUCUAGUUCCGSCAAGGGGGAAACAUGUGGAGGGCCUUUGGACAUUAGUGACGGCAUCGACUUGCCAAUACAUAGUCCCGGUUCAGCGAGUGCUUCAAGCAACACCGCCAUCGAUUCUCAAAGUGAUAUCAUACCACUUACAAUUGAAGAAACUCUGGGUCAAGUGAAAGAAGAAAAGACAAGUAUUAAAGCGGAGUUGGUGCAACCAAACGAAACGCAGCAGUCCGAUGAUGAGCACAUGUUGGUGGUAGAUGAAGCUACAAACAGUAAGCUAAGCAGUAAUAGCUGCAAUUUAGGAUCUCAGCAGCAGGAGUCUGCAUUGAAGCAAAUAGAUUUAAAGUGUCGUGAACGCGUUACCGAUUCCGAUAUAGAGGAUGCGGCCUAUGAUUAUAGAAAAACCGUAACGAAUGCAGUGAAGAGUGUACAAAGUGAACAUUCAGCUGAAAACGAAAAGCUCUCAAUGUCGAAGGAAGCAAGUAUAAAAAAUGAGAGUCAAAAUAAAUCGGAGGAAAUGUUGGCGCUCAGCACUUCUGGCAACAACGCGCUUAACGUGAAUACUGAACGAGAUAUUACACUGAAACCGAAACCCAUCAAGCCAUAUGCUUCCAGCAUUGAAAGUAGCAUUCUUAGUCCACAGCAGCUGCCGAAGUACUCAUACAACAGUCCGAAGAACCCAAUCGGUGUAACACCAUUCCAACCAACAGGCGGUGCGUUCAAAACCAUGCCCAUAAGCCCGAAAAGCACAAAGAUAGACGAACAGCAGCUGCAACCACUGCAUAUAAAGCAGGAGGAUAUCAAGCAAGAGUUGCCUUCGCCAUACAAAAUGAAUGGCGGCGGUGCAAAUGUAAAUAGCGUAUUCACUUUCAAUGUACCAAUGGGCGCGGCAGCGGGUCUGAAUCAAAAGACACAACAGACAACAGGACAUCCAUUACGCAGUCCUAAUACCAUGGAGGGUAGUAAAGCCAACGCAGCGGCAUCUUCGGUGCCUUCGUCACCUGCAUCGGUUAGUGUAGCCAACAGCUCGACCACGGGCUCCUGUUUUACCAGCACUCCAGUCAUGACGCCGACACAAAUACUCGCAACGACGACUUGUGGUAAUGGCGGAAUCGCAAGCGGCCAGAAGCAAAUACUUUUCACAGUCAACAAUAUGUUAAAUCAGGUCGCUCUUCUGCCAAUGCCACAACUAACAGAAUCAGUAGGCAGUAUCGCCGGCGCCGGCAAUGUUUCUUGUGGGCCAAUUAAGCCAACUCCCAUCUCUUACCCCAAUUACAAGAAGAACAAUGGCCAAACGACUUACGGUGUGAAUACAAAUAUAAGUGGUGGCAGUGCUUUAUCAAAUACCAACAAUAACAACGCUAUUUUACUACACAAUUAUACUGAGUCUACACCAAAAUCACCGUCUUGCAAAUCAUUACCCACCACUCCGAAAUCGGCGUGCUUGUCUUCAGCUUUCGCAAUGAAUCCACCGGACUCGGCUGGUAAACGCAGCACAGAUAGCAGCUCAACCUCAGCUUUGGACGCCGAGGAUGAGCAGAAUGACAUUGGUGGCAGACAGCAAUUCAUUUUAGCACCAACACCUGCGCAACUGGGACGUGCGAAAUUUCCGCGACGUAAAAAUUUUUCAUCAAACAACGCAGCUGGCGAAAAUAGCAAUAAUAACACAUUUGCUUCAACCGUCCUGAUGGGGUGCAACUCUAUGAAGAACUUGAAUUCGCCUAUUAUGGUGGACUCAUCAUCGCCGAUUAUUGGUAAUGUGAACACGGUUGUCAGUUCUAUGACAUCAGCGCUGCCCACACCCACCUCSUCAACGAACACGCCCAACAGCGAUGAACAAAUGCCUACCACACCAUCGGCAGUUAAUAGCAAUAGCAGUGCCGGYAGCGUGAAUGAUUUAAGCGGUGUGUUGAACCCAAAGUCGCCGUUAAAAUCAGCAUCAGCGACCAAAAAGAAAAACGAUGACAUGGAUAACRUCCUAAAACAAGUUGAUUUUGAGAAGAAAUAUCAAGCAUUGCCACAGUUCAAACCAGAGGAUUGCCUAUCUCCCAGCGCCAUCGCAGUGCCAUCAUCGCCACGCGUCUACGGCACUAAUUAUCGAAAGAAAAAUCCACCACAGCCAAUUGUGCCCCCAAAAAAGCUCGUGUGUGAGGAUGAAUCAGCCCUUGAGACAGCAUCCUUGCCAUCAACGCCGUCACAGCGUUUCUUCGGGCCCGAUUUCAAUAUUGAACAGCUAAAUUUGGAGAAUUCCGAUGAGACAGAUCGUUCGCCCCGCACUCCACAAACACCUUUACAAAGUGCACGAUCCGAUGCGAGCGAGAAGGGUCAUCGUAAAGUAUUGGAAAUACGUCGGAAGUUUGUUUACCAACUUUUCAACGAACACGGCAUGUUUCCAUCAACUCAAGCUACAAUGGCUUUUCAGAAAAAGCACAUCGAUGUAUUUCCGCGAAAACAAGAUCUCCAAUUGAAAAUACGCGAAGUGCGCCAAAAGUGCAUGAGCCAGGCUGGAUUCACACCACACUCGGCCGGUCCUAUGACACCAUCCGCUGAAACCAGUCUGUCCACAACUUCGGCAACAAUAACAACAAACACAACUAUAGCAACAACAACGCUAAACCAGAACUAUGGGAGCGGAGAAAAUUACGCGCAAUCACAAUCAAAUGACGAAUAAUUAAGUAAAGCUUCCCUGAAUACGCAGCUCGUGUGAAGAGCUGAUAGUAUUAAAAACACAAUAACAACUAUGGUUCAUAUUUCUUAGAAAAAGAGAAAGUUAAUGGGAGAGUUCAGUACAAUCAAAUUCAAAUUCAGUGUGCCAUGGCAUAAUGUAAUUAUGCAAUUUAUGCAUAUAACCAUAAUAUAUGCCAUCAAGAGCCGUAAGUAAGUAACAUUUGCAACCGCAAAGAGGGGAAGUUUUUAAUGCCAAUCUAAGAAAUAUUUGAUCAUAUAMAAAGGAAAGUAAUUGCCUUUGAUAUACCAGAUGAACUGCGUGACAGUGUAAAAGUUCUGUGACAAUGAUAAUGUAUUAUUGUUCGAAAACGAUUUGAUUACCUCUUUGGGAAAGUUUAUACAUUUAUGUUAUAUUUGGAGAAUUCAUAGAAGACAUAAAUUGAUAAAAAGAUAACCGUUUAGUAUAAGCAAUAAGACACGCGACCUGGCAACAACAACAUACAACACGAUUGCGGUUUGUUGCAACGAUACACCAACAACGCCAGCAAAGAAUUACCAGCAUUAAUUAAUUGAUAAACGCAUACGCCAAGCCUAGAAAACUGAAAUGAAAUGGAUUCGAAAAGCGAUUGUAUUAAGAGAAUCACAAAAUGAACAGCACAGUAAAGAAACACACAGUAAAUUGAUUUAGCACACAUAUAAUGCAAACACUUUAAAACAUAUAUAACUAAUCCCAAUUAAUUAAAGCUUAAAUAGUUUUUAAUUUUAAAACGCAUCAAUAAACAAUAUUGCAAAGCAUACAGGAUAGAAAUAAACCUUUAUUCAAGCAUAUAAUCAAUGUAAUGAAUUCAAAUAAGUGAAUAAUGAAUUAACCGAUUGUAUUAGUACACUCAAACAACAAACAAAGAAAACCGAUAGAAAGAAAAAAAACAAAUAAAGAAGUACAGAAAAUAAAUAAUUAAUUAUUAACUAAGUAGCCUUUGCAGGUUAGUGGGUGAAGUGAACUCAAAUUUUAAAUUUAAUUAAACUAAUUAUAGAUGAAACUUAAAGAUGUCUUAAACAUAAUGUUAACACAUUUAAUAAAUUGCUACAAGCGGCACACGGUGAAAAUUAUAYAAACUUGGCAAACAUGCUUACACGCAGAGAUAUAAUAACGAAGUAGCCCAUUCAAGACACAAAUAUUAUUAUUUUGUUCAACAUUUUAAAACAGCACAUAAGCAAACAAGUAAGUGCAUGCAAAUAUUUUAUUAAACACAAACACAUACAUAUAUACACCCAUACAGUUAAAAGUAUUGGUAAUUGAGCGAACGUAACCUAUAAUUACUUUGAUGCCUCCUGCAUACUCUCGGCRUUCGUCUUACGACUAUGCAGUUUAUUUUACAUAAUAAUUGUACACGAUUACAAUUUAUAACAUUAUGUUAGUUGUAAAAACAUUGAAACAUAAAUUGAAGUAAAACUCCAUGUAAAUCAA